GAGGCCAAAGGGGGUGGGAGCGCGUGCUGCUGGGAGUUGUUUGGAGGUUGGCGGCUCGGGGCUGACCAUCCUCGGGCCGAGCCAUCAUGUCGCACAAACAGAUUUACUAUUCGGACAAAUACGACGACGAGGAGUUCGAGUACCGGCAUGUCAUGUUGCCCAAGGACAUAGCCAAGCUGGUCCCUAAAACCCAUUUGAUGUCUGAAUCUGAAUGGCGGAAUCUGGGCGUUCAGCAGAGUCAGGGAUGGGUCCAUUAUAUGAUCCACGAACCAGAACCUCACAUCCUGUUGUUCCGGCGGCCCCUGCCCAAGAAGCCGAAGAAAUGAAGCCGGCGGCCCCCUCCCAGCCUCAGUGUCCACAGCUGUCCUCACGCGCUGUCGAGGCCUUUCCAACAUGAUUGUGUUGCCUUCUCGUUUCUCACUUUGACAUUGACAGGAUGCUCAGACUGUUUGCAUAUGCUGGUGACCGCUUCGCUUGAGCCCCGGGUACCAAGGCCCGCGCAGCUCAGUGCUGUGGGGCCGCGGCCUCGGCCGAGUGUGGCCCCGGAAGCCACGCGGGCUCUGCGUCCAGCAGGACGCCCUGGGGGGCGGGAGGAAGCACGUCAUCUACCGAGGCCGUGGCCGCAGGGGACUGUGUACACUUGCUGUUUGUUUUGUCCUGCCAGGUACUGUGUGUACGGUGCUUUGUGUUUCAUUGUAUUGGAAACGUUCCAUUUUAUUCAAGAAAUCUGUUCCGUGUUAAAAGCCUUGAUUAAAGAGGAAGUUUUUAUCUGA
This is a messenger RNA of Suricata suricatta (meerkat), 773 nucleotides long. It is a transcript of the gene CKS1B, whose product is annotated as CDC28 protein kinase regulatory subunit 1B. Gene Ontology annotation, biological process: regulation of mitotic cell cycle. The record is from RefSeq and is a predicted model, not a curated record. The transcript has 3 exons. Bases 87 to 326 code for a protein of 79 amino acids. NCBI's taxonomy places the organism in Eukaryota, Metazoa, Chordata, Mammalia, Carnivora, Herpestidae. Gene Ontology annotation, cellular component: cyclin-dependent protein kinase holoenzyme complex; SCF ubiquitin ligase complex. Gene Ontology annotation, molecular function: protein kinase binding; ubiquitin binding; cyclin-dependent protein serine/threonine kinase activator activity.